Brassica oleracea var. oleracea is the source of this 2461-nucleotide messenger RNA. RefSeq names its product scarecrow-like protein 31. NCBI's taxonomy places the organism in Eukaryota, Viridiplantae, Streptophyta, Magnoliopsida, Brassicales, Brassicaceae. Gene Ontology annotation, cellular component: nucleus. Gene Ontology annotation, molecular function: sequence-specific DNA binding; DNA-binding transcription factor activity. Gene Ontology annotation, biological process: regulation of DNA-templated transcription. The transcript has a single exon. The record is from RefSeq and is a predicted model, not a curated record. The coding region runs from base 226 to 2325 and encodes 699 amino acids.
UGUUGCUCUCAAUAUCCAAUCACACCUUCACGUUUCCAUAUUGAUCUAACAAAGUCCAUUUUACUUUUCCCACUUCUCCUUCUUUUUUCAGAUGUAAGCAAUAUUAUUGAUUUAUUGUUCCAAGUUCUCACCUUCUUCAGAUUCCGUUGCUGAAUCUAUUUGUACUUCUUCUCUUUAUAUUCUUUGGAGUGUGUUUUUUUUUUUUACAAUCGAGGAUAGUUAUUGAUGAUGGAAUCGAACUUCUAUAGAAUAGUCAACGGUCACGAGUAUUACGAUGUAAGUUUCUUACCAAACCAGAUUCCUGAUAUGGGAUUCGGCGUUCCUUCCUCUAGCGACUUCGAUCUCCGCUUAGAUCAUCAUCAUCAACAACCUUCUUCAUAUUGGAUUCCAUCAACACAACAAGAUCAAGAUCAGUACUCUCCUCCGGGUGCUGAUGAGAUCGAUUCAGAAAACACUCUUUUGAAAUACGUGAACCAGCUCCUUAUGGAAGAAGAGACUCUCUCUGAGAACCAGUCUUUGUCAUCCUACGAUUCAUUAGCUCUACGACAAACCGAAGAGAUGUUGCAGCAAGUCAUCAACGACUCACUAGCUCAAUCUUCUAAUUCGAUUACUAGUAGUACUAGUAGCGGUAGUAGUAGUGGUGAGUAUCUGAACAGCAACAGCAACUCUUGUGUCCGGAUCGAGACAGAAGCUAACUCUACUGAGAGCGAGGCGUUGUCUGAUGAUCAUCCUCACCAUGUUCUUGACUCCGGUGUUGUGUCGUUUCAAGGACCAAACAUGUCGCGCGGAUACGGACAGCCGGCGAAUGAGAUACUCGUCAGGAGUAUCUUUAGUGAUGCAGAUUCAGUUAACCAGUUCAAGAGAGGGCUAGAGGAAGCUAGCAAGUUUCUUCCCAACACCGAUCAAUGGAUCUUCAACCCACAACAUGAAGUCGUCUCCGUGAAAGCCGAAAAGGGUUUCUCGAGAGUCAGAAAACAUCAUCAUCAGGAGCCUGAAGAGGAAGAAGCUAGGAGGAGAAAGCAAUCUGCAGUUAACGUAGACGAUGGUAACAUAACAGAACUAUUCGAUAAGGUUCUGCUUCUUGAUAACCAAUUGGAUCCACAGAUCAAAGAAGAAACCGAAAACGUGUCAAGCAAGAAAGGAGGAGGACGCGGUAAGAAGAAGAGCAAAGCUGUUGAUUUCCGCACGCUUCUCACUCUAUGCGCACAGUCCAUCUCAUCAGGAGACAAGCUCGCAGCCGAUGAUUUGCUAAACCAGAUAAAGAAACAAUGCUCGCCUCUCGGCGAUGCGUCGCAAAGACUAGCUUACUUCUUCACCAAGGCACUCGAGGCGCGUCUUCAAGGAAGCAGCGGAGUGAAGAUACAGAGUUACUACGACUCCAUAACGUCAAAGAAAAGAACAGCUGCGCAGAUUCUCAAAACAUACAAAGCCUUCUUGUCUGCUUCUCCCUUCAUGACUUUGAUUUACUUCUUCUCUAAUAAAAUGAUUCUUGACGCUUCCAAGGAUGCUUCGGUGCUUCACAUAAUAGACUUUGGGAUCCUCUACGGUUUCCAGUGGCCUAUGUUUAUACAGUACAUAUCGAAAAGCAAGAUCGGUCCGAGGAAGCUGAGGAUAACAGGUGUGGAGCUUCCUCAGAACGGGUUUCGACCGACGGAGAAGAUAGAGGAUACCGGUCGGAGACUGAGAGAGUAUUGCAAACGGUUUGGUGUUCCGUUUGAAUACCAUGCACUUGCGUCUAAGAACUGGGAGACAAUCCGCUUGGAGGAGUUCAAGAUCCGACCGAACGAGGUUCUUGCGGUUAACUCGGUGCUACGGUUCAAGAAUCUACGAGACGUGACUCCAGGGGAAGAGGAUUGUCCGAGGGACGGGUUCUUGAAACUGAUCAGAGACAUGAAACCCGACGUUUUCCUCAGCUCGACGAUCAACGGGUCUUUCAACGCUCCCUUCUUCGCCACGCGGUUUAAAGAAGCUUUGUUUCAUUACUCGUCGCUCUUCGACAUGUUCGGUUCGACUUUGUCCAAGGAGAACCCGGAGAGGAUGCAUUUCGAAGGGGAGUUUUUCGGGAGGGAAGUGAUGAAUGUGAUUGCUUGUGAAGGGGUUGAUAGAGUGGAGAGGCCUGAGACUUACAAGCAGUGGCAAGUGAGGAUGAUGAGAGCUGGGUUUAAGCAGAAGCCUGUGGAGAGAGAGCUUGUAGAGUCGUUUAGGGAGAAGAUGAAGAGGUGGGGUUACCAUAAAGACUUUGUGCUUGAUGAAGAUAGUAAUUGGUUCUUGCAAGGUUGGAAAGGUCGCAUCUUGUUCUCCUCUUCUUGUUGGGUCCCUUCUUAGCUUGUGUCUUACAAUCAAAAUAUUUUUCAUGUAAUAGCAUUUGUUUCUUUCUUUUACUUGGUUUCUUUAACUUUGCUAUGUGACAUUCUAUGUAUUUAUGCUGAAAGCUAAAAGAGGUUGACUAAACCCUUUAGUA